Molecule: messenger RNA, 1536 nt
Organism: Alternaria burnsii
Lineage: Eukaryota; Fungi; Ascomycota; Dothideomycetes; Pleosporales; Pleosporaceae
Product: cytochrome p450 monooxygenase
Exons: 1
Coding region: 1-1536 (511 amino acids)
Molecular function (GO): iron ion binding; monooxygenase activity; oxidoreductase activity, acting on paired donors, with incorporation or reduction of molecular oxygen
Source: RefSeq, a predicted model, not a curated record
AUGUCAAAUGACACCUUUUCAGGCGGCUUGUUGGCCGACUAUUCCGCCGCUGCUCAAGGCGCAAUAGCAAGCGACUAUGUGCUACGCUGGAAGCUCGUCGGCGCUCUUUUUAUCAUGCUCGUUGUCUCUCAAGUCACUAAGAUGAUCUACCGCGCGCACAUCGACCCUUUGCGAGCUAUACCAGGGCCUUGGAUCAGUUCAGCAACAUCAGCCUGGAUUCGCUGGCAGCGAUGGCAUGGCAGAUUGUCCUUUGAGGCAGACAAGCUCAUGACCAAAUAUGGGCCCAUCGUUAGGAUCGCUCCUAACCUUGUUAUCCUUAACGAUUCUGAGGCAGUGGAGAGGAUCUUUGUAAGAAAAGACCUUGACACUUCGCCAAAAUCCAUCCGAGCCUUGCGCGUAGGCGGUCAUGACUGGACCGUUACAUACCCACAACACCCGAUUGCUCGCCAGAGACGACAUCCAGUCAUGAUCGCCACCACCACGAAGAACAUGAAGCUCUGGCAUGACGUCUUCGUGACCAACAUCGAAGCCAUGGUUCGCGAUCUCGCAAAGUCAGACGGCGAAAAGUCCGAAGACAUCGUAUACCACCUGCGCAUAGCCACUCUUAGGAACUCUCAAGUCGUCAUGGGUGGCUCGGGAGUUGACCUUGACUGCAGCGACUUUCCUCAUGUUGUCGGCGAAUACAACUUCCUUGUCGUCUGGCGUCUCUGCCUUCCAGAGUGGUUGUUCGCAUGGCUUCAAUACGGUCCUUUCGCGCAUCCAAGGUUCCGGGUACGAUCUAGUGACAAGCUAUUCGACCUGGGCGCAGCGCUGUGUAAACAAGCCGCUGAAGUGAGCGAAGAGCCAACUGACAACGUAUACAAGCUAUUCACUGCACCAGACGCCAAGUACCCCGUCGAGCAAUCGUGGACAGAUCCAGAAAUUGGUGCAGAGAUGGCGGGACAGGUACUCGCUGCCACUGAAACGACUUCAUCAGCUCUCGCUUUCAUAUACUACGAGGUAGCGAAGAACCCAAGCCUUCAGGAAGAGCUAUACAAGGAGGUAGCUGCUCAUGAGGGUUAUGAAGAGCUUGAUUCGUUGAAACUCCUCGAUGCAUGUAUCAAAGAGGGUCUGCGCUUCCGCCCACCUGUCGCUCUCACAGGUUCACGCCUCGUCCCCGCUGGAGGUAUCAACGUCCUUGAUUAUCACCUCCCUGCCGGUACUGUUGUAACUACACAAUCCCUUAGCAUGUCUCGUCAGCGCCCCGAUCUCUUCCCCGACUUCGAUACCUACAACCCGCGACGCUGGCUCGUCGAGGACGAAUAUAGCGCCGAGCGUCGGAAGAUGCUUGUGCCUUUCGGUGUAGGAGCGAGGCGCUGCCCAGGAGGAAAUAUGGCGACCUAUCAGAUGAGACUCAUCUUGGCGGCGACAUUCAGAGCGUUCAGAAUUGAACUUGCACCUGAGACAACACCAGAGAAGAUGGCGCCGUUCGAGGCAAACGGAUACCGAAGUAGGCAUGAUCGAUGUGAUCUGAUGUUCAAGCCUAGGACUGCGUGA